Messenger RNA from Sordaria macrospora k-hell, 555 nucleotides. RefSeq lists its product as uncharacterized. NCBI's taxonomy places the organism in Eukaryota, Fungi, Ascomycota, Sordariomycetes, Sordariales, Sordariaceae. The record is from RefSeq and is a predicted model, not a curated record.
AUGACGAAAAACCUCCUCUCCCUCCUGGCCCUCGCCGCCAGUGCUGUCGCCACCCCGACUCCUCCGCCCCUAACCUUCCUGUACAGCGUCAACCUCACCAUGCCCGCCGGCACCGAGCUCGGCCACGUUCCCUACGGAAGCAGAGCUCUGUUACCUAUCUCCGGCGGCACAUUUUCUGGUCCCAAGCUCAACGGUACGCUUCUCCCUUCUCCCAGAUCCCCUGACUAUUUCCUGCCAGAUUUUCCGAAUAGUCCCAUCGAACCAUCAGCCGCUAACCCUCCCUCCUCUUCUUCCUAUCACGCAGGCAAAGUAGGAAUCGGCCUCGACUGGGGCCUCACCGACUCCAAGGGUAUCUUCAGCCCCGACGCCGUCUACGCCCUGCACACGGACGACAACUCCACCAUCAUGGUGACCGAGAAGGGCCACGCGCCGCACGUGCACAUCCUGUUCGAGACCAGCAGCGACAAGUACGCGUGGCUGAACUCGAUCGUGGGGUACGCGACUGGUGCGCCGUUUGAGGGCGGGGUGACGCUGGAUGUUUGGCAGGUGAGCUAG